UAUCGCGCGCUGUAUCCAACAGUGGCCAAAGAGCACCGGGACCGGCGUGGAGAACCGUAGGCUGCAGCCGAUCGCAGACCAAAGUCUUGGGCAUUCGUCGCACAGUUUUGCAAACCCACCCAGAAUAUCAUGUACCGCCUGUGUCGUGUUGUGCCACCCAUGCGUGGGGCCCUGGGCCAGAGCCUGCGCCGCCACUAUGCCAAGGACAUCCGUUUUGGCCCCGAUGUGCGUGCCCUCAUGCUCCAAGGUGUGGACGUACUGGCCGACGCAGUCGCUGUCACCAUGGGACCCAAGGGACGCAAUGUGAUCCUGGAGCAGUCGUGGGGUGCCCCCAAGAUCACCAAGGACGGUGUGACAGUGGCCAAGGGCAUUGAGCUCAAGGACCGCUUCCAGAAUGUCGGGGCCAAGCUGGUGCAGGAUGUGGCCAACAACACCAACGAGGAGGCUGGCGACGGCACCACCACGGCCACCGUGCUGGCCCGGGCCAUUGCGCGCGAGGGCUUCGAGCGCAUCUCCAAGGGGGCCAACCCCAUCGAGAUCCGCAAGGGUGUCAUGCUGGCCGUCGAGCGGGUCGUCGAGGAGCUCAAGAAGCUCUCCAAACAAGUCACCACGCCCGAGGAGAUUGCCCAGGUGGCCACCAUUUCGGCCAACGGGGACCGUUCCAUUGGCGACCUCAUUUCGGAUGCCAUGAAGCGGGUGGGCAGGGACGGUGUCAUCACUGUCAAGGACGGUAAGACUCUGAAUGACGAGCUGGAGGUGAUCGAGGGGAUGAAGUUUGACCGAGGCUACAUCUCGCCCUACUUUAUCAACACGAGCAAGGGGGCCAAGGUGGAGUUCCAGGAUGCACUGUUGUUGUUGAGCGAGAAAAAGAUCUCGAACGUGCAAGCCAUCAUUCCUGCCCUGGAGCUUGCAAAUUCCCAGCGCCGGCCCUUGGUCAUUAUUGCCGAGGACGUGGACGGCGAGGCUCUCAGCACCCUAGUGCUCAACAGGCUCAAGGUGGGCCUGCAGGUGGCAGCUGUGAAGGCUCCUGGCUUUGGGGACAACCGCAAGGCGACGCUGCAGGACAUGGCCGUGGCCACGGGCGGCAUCGUGUUUGGCGACGAGGCCAACCUGAUCAAGCUGGAGGACGUGCAGGCAUCUGACCUCGGCCAGGUCGGGGAGGUGGUCAUCACCAAGGACGACACGCUGCUGCUCAAGGGCAAGGGCAAGAAGGAGGACAUCGACCGCCGGGUGGGACAGAUCAAGGACGAGAUCGAGCUCAGCAAUUCCGAGUACGAGAAGGAGAAGCUGGGUGAGCGGCUCGCUCGCCUGGCUAGCGGUGUGGCAGUGCUGCGAGUUGGAGGCUCCAGCGAGGUGGAGGUGAAUGAGAAAAAAGACCGGGUGAAUGAUGCGCUCAAUGCAACUCGUGCUGCCGUGGAGGAAGGCAUUGUGCCAGGUGGUGGCACUGCCCUGCUGCGUUGCCUGCCUUCACUGGACAGUGUCAAGACGGAGAACGAGGACCAGCGCACGGGCGUGGGCAUCGUGCGCAAGGCACUCAAGCAGCCCUGCAUGCAGAUUGCCCAGAAUGCCGGUGUUGAUGCAGCCGUCGUUGUCCAGAAGGUGGUGGAGGGCAAGGAUGACUUCGGAUACGAUGCCAUGCGCAACGAGUACGUCCAGAUGAUCGGGGCCGGCAUCAUUGACCCCACCAAGGUUGUGCGGACAGCAUUGCUGGAUGCAUCUGGUGUGGCCUCCCUCUUGACGACGGCCGAGGCUGUUGUUGUGGAGCUUCCAAAAGAGGACAAGGCUGAUGCCAUGGGUGGUAUGGGAGGAAUGGGCGGCAUGGGAGGCAUGGGUGGCAUGGGCAUGUAAAGAGGAACGACCAGCGCUCUACCCGGCUGCUAGAAGAAGCACAGCACUGCAAUCUGCUCGCGAGACGCCUGCAAUGACAGCGGGAUCUGAUCAACACAUCCGGUGGAGUUUCUCAAUGGAGGCUGGCAAGCAAGAGUGCUCCAAAGUGCAGUAGUAGUGUAUUAUAGCGACUCAAUAUGAAGUAUUAACAGGAGCUGGAGGAUUGGCCUGCAGCUUUGGUUACGCUAUGCCGAACUUUUUUUUUUUUUUCUUUUUGUAGUAAGAAUAUUUUUAACGAAAUGUAUAGUAUAGUUCAUAUGGAGUAAUGAGGGCAGGGUUCAAGAGCUUGAAAGUAGCUCUGAAUUGCUGCACCCCUUGGGCUCUGCCGUUGGAUGUGUGCAGCGUGUCGGAGACUGAUUCUGGUGUUGCACAGUGCCUCUUCAGUUGACGGCUGGAACAGUUCAUUGACACCAAGAGGGGCACCCUGUGUAGACUGGGGAACGGGUGGCACGUGCUUGGGGCCAGUGUUUACAUUGUUCAUAGUAAUUGCAUAUUCCUGCCUCCUGUAUGGAUGCUGGAGAUGUCAUCCAUUGUUGUGCUCCAUCAUUGUUUAUAGAGGAAAUGUGUAAUAAGAAAUAUGAGUCCUGUUUUCCAUAUUCAUAUAAAAAAGACACACUACUGA
This is a messenger RNA of Rhipicephalus sanguineus (brown dog tick), 2509 nucleotides long. RefSeq names its product heat shock protein 60A. Gene Ontology annotation, biological process: apoptotic mitochondrial changes; mitochondrial unfolded protein response; protein import into mitochondrial intermembrane space. Gene Ontology annotation, cellular component: mitochondrial inner membrane; mitochondrial matrix. The transcript is spliced from 7 exons. Bases 130 to 1848 code for a protein of 572 amino acids. The record is from RefSeq and is a predicted model, not a curated record. NCBI's taxonomy places the organism in Eukaryota, Metazoa, Arthropoda, Arachnida, Ixodida, Ixodidae. Gene Ontology annotation, molecular function: ATP binding; ATP-dependent protein folding chaperone; protein-folding chaperone binding.